Messenger RNA from Parasteatoda tepidariorum (common house spider), 1122 nucleotides. The record is from RefSeq and is a predicted model, not a curated record. Lineage: Eukaryota; Metazoa; Arthropoda; Arachnida; Araneae; Theridiidae.
AUGCAAGAUUACAUUGAUAUAAAACACGUUGAAGUUGUCUCAGAAACACAUAAUGAGGAACGUUUAUAUUACUUGCUCCAUCAAGCUGUAAAGAAAAUCACAAAUGAAGAAACUAAGUGGCGUAUAGUUUUUGAUGCAUCUUCACAUUCUCCAGGUCACCCAUCUUUGAACGACGCUCUUGAAGUAGGACCAAAUCUUCUUCCUGAUAUCUUAGCCACAUUGUUGAGAUUUCGACUUUCUAAAAUAGCAAUCACUAGUGAUGGGCGACAAGCAUUUCUGCAGCUGAUUCUAGCAGAAGAAGACAGAGAUGCAACACGAUUUAUUUGGUACAAUACUACAUAUACUCCUCCUGAUGGGAAACUCUGCGCUGAAGAUAACAUUGUAACUUACCGAUUCACACGUCUUCCAUUUGGACUCGUCUCUAAUCCAUUUUUAUUAGCAGCUUCUAUUCGUGAAUUGGCUGCAAAACACAAACAAGCAUAUCCUACAGCAACUAGACACGUUGAGAAUAACACCUAUACGGAUGAUUCUGUAACGGGAACGUCUAUGGAUACUGAAGCUCUGAUUCUUUACCAAGAACUGCAGCAACUUACAUCACUUAUUAGCCUACCAUUAGACAAAUGGACUACAAAUUCUAAGAUUUUGAAAGAUAUGUGGAAACAAGAAAACAUCUUGUUUAAGGAUAUUACGCAGGUCUUGGGUGUUAAGUGGGAUACUAACAGUGAUGUUUUUCAAAUUGAUGUGCAGACAAAAAUUGUUCAAGCAUGUAAAGAACCAGUAACAAAACGCUUACUACUGAAGUUGAUGUCAAAGUUUUACGAUCCUCUAGGCUUGUUUGCCCCAGUUACAGUAGUUGUGAAGAUAUUGUUUCAAGAUACAUGGCUUAGUGGUAUUCAGUGGGAUGAACUAUUACCUCCAUCUGUAGCACAGCAGUUGCACAAGUGGAUAAAUGAAUUACACUAUCUGAAUGAAAUAUGCAUCCCAAGAUGGAUUGGCUUUUCCGAAAAUUCCGACGUUACCAUACAUGUGUUUUGUGACUCUUCGGAACGUGCAUAUGGUGCUUGCUUGUACGCUCGUCACGCUGAUGAUAUUUCUACUGAGAUCCAUCUCAUUUGCAGUUGA